AUGAGCACACAAACAUCUUCCAGACCAAUUUUCCAAUUGAGAAAAGAACUAAGUGAAUCAUGUGCAGCUGAUGUUACAGAUUCCAACUAUACAGCCGACAUCUCUACUGAAAAAUCAACUUCAUUAGAGAAGCCUUCUACUACUGCCACAUUUAAUAAUGCCAAUAAAAUUUUAACAGAAAAUGAGGUUUAUACAGUGAGUAGAUUGACUUCAGAGUUACCAUCUUCUCUAAAGAGAGAUAACGAUGAAUCUCAACAGACGAUAGGGUUUAUAGAUACCUCUUUAAGAAAAGCAUUAAUGUGUGAUAGAGACAAUAUUUUCAUUUGGAAUUAUGAUUCUCGUCAAAGAGAUACACCCUCUAUUAGAAUUCCAUUACAUGAUGAAGUAGAAUCCUCAUUAUCCGAAUCACCUGCAUGUCUAAUCACAACACCUCUUGCAGCAUAUGAAUCAACUACAGGAAAUUCCGAAGAUGAUAAUCGAAGGAUGGAAAUUAAUACUAGUGCUGGAAAUUGUGGUGUAAUAAUUUUUGAAAAACAAACUGGAAGGAUUACUUAUUAUGAGGAUGUUGAAUCCAUAAAUAAUCUAUAUCCACAACUCUCAAAAGCAAUGUCUCACAGUCUGGAUCUAAAUUUAGCACAGAAUGAACGUAUCACUAAAGUCUUAAAUUUGGAACCAGCUGGUAUUAUUGUUGCUACAUCUUUAGGUGCUGUGCAUUUUAUUACAAUAAGAGAUAACAUUGGUAAACCAAGAAUAACAUUGAAACAAACUUUGAUUAAAGCUCAUAGAGGUUUACUUUCUCAAUUCUUUAGAGGAUCUCAACAAGAAGCCACAACAGAUAAUUCACAUGCUAUUGUUUCUUUGAAACAAGGACCUGUGAUGGGGAAAGGUGAAAGAUUGUUAUAUAUUACCACCAAAUGUGGUGAUUUCCAAGUUUGGCAAUUAGGAGUAUCAUCUAAGACUUUUAGAAGAAUAAAUGUAAAUGUCUUUAAUAAGAUUUUGGAAUCAUUACAAGAUUUAUAUCCCUUCGCAUAUGGUAGUUUAAAAUUAAUUGAUUCUCAUCCACUAUUAUCUGAUAGUAUGAACGUUCAAUUAUUUUUAUCCACUAUCACAGAUAAUAAUAAUAUGUUCUAUAUUAUUUCCACUAUUAUCCUUGAUGAAAAAUUUGGGGCAUACUCUAUUUUCUCAACAUAUAGAUUAAACACAAUGAAUUUGCCAACUCCAUCUGAACAAAAUACACCAAGGUUAUUAAUUCCAAGCUCGUUAGAACAGAAUAAUAAAUCUAUUGCGUCAGUUUUUGUUUUAUUUCAAAAUUGCCUGGUCAUUACACAAAUUAGUUCCAAACUUGAUUCUAGUUUUACAUUAAAGAGAAAAUGGGAAGAUAUUAUAAGUUUCAAUGAAGAUAUAAAUGUCAUCGGUUAUGGUUAUAGCAUGAACUCACUUUAUAUCAUAAGCAAAGAAGUGGGUGGAAUAAUGAGAGUAGAAUUGAAGGAUUCUGAUGAUACAACAACAACACAAGACUUGGAAGAAACAAGAUUUGUUAAAUCGCAUGUUGAACAAGCAACAUAUUUUUCUAAUGCAUCAUUAAACAAUCCAAUAGAGUUCAAUCUCCCGCCCGGAUUAUCCAUCGAUAGAGAAGUUAUUGAACAUGAUCUACUUUUAUGUAAUGAUGGAAUAUUUGGCUCUACUAGUAAAUUCAUUCCAAAUGCAUCGUCAAAUUUAGAACAACAUUUGAACUCUAGAAUAAACUACUAUAAAAAUUUCUUACGUUUCAUUGAAUUAAAUUUUAAUAACAACAUUUCUCCAAACCUCAAACUUCAAUUAAUCGAAAAUUUUGAAACUGUUAAUUGUGCUUUGAGAUUCCUUCAAUGCCUAGAUAAGAAAGAUAACGUGAGUGCUAGACUAAAUACUAUAUGGUUAUCAGUUCUUUCUAAAAAUAAUAUCCAACUUGAGGAUUUAAUAGUUAAGCAACUUGAUAAAUUUCCAUUAAUAUUCAUCGAAUUCUUAAAAUCAGUUGAUUUUGAUACAGAAUCUAACCAAUUCAAAUGUAAAUUGAUAAAUCUUCUGAUUUCAUGUUUCUAUGAAGCUAUUUUAGAAGAUGGUGAACGUACUGUUAGAUAUGAUAUGUUUAAACUAGAUCCAUUAGAGGUUAACGAUGAAAAAUUACCAUGGUACAUUAAUUAUGAAAUCUUAAAUUUCGUAAACAAUUUAUUCUUCAAUUAUAAGUUUAGCAUAAAGGCAGAGGCACCCACUGAUACGGUCAAAAAGGAACAAUUCCUAACAUUGUUGAAGAUAUUAUACUAUUUCUUCAAUCAGAUUAAAUUAUGGCGCACUCAAGCGGAAAGGGAGAUUGAUCAAACAAACUUAGAUUUGGUUGCGAAACUUUAUGAUAACAACCAUACAGCGUGGAAUGAUGUUCUUUGCGAAUUGAACUAUAAGGAGCAAUCAAUAAGGAUUACGGAUUUUUAUCAAGACUUCGAAUCCUUGGUACAAACUUUAGAAACAUUGGAUGGUCAAGAUAGCCUUUAUGAGCAAUUUUUCGAAAAGUUCGACUAUGAUUUUGCCUCGACUUUAUUUUCCUAUUAUAUCACAAACAAUAAACUGUCGAAAUUAUUUUAUAGAUUCCCUGAACAACAUCAUCAAUUAGUAAGAUUCUUUGAAGAAAAUAUUGAUAAAUAUAGAAACAUAUCGUGGAUUCAAAACAUUAUGGACGAUGAUUACUCUAAGGCAUCAAUGGAUCUGGUCAAAUUAAAUUUGUUAGGAAACUCAAUUGUAAAGAACCAAACUUAUUUAAAUAUUGCUAAAUUAAGUGGUUUGGUUGAUGAAACUAAUAUCGAUGUCGAUGCGUUAAAUGAAAUCCAAUCACGUUUAGAUUUAAUAGAUGGGGAAAUUGAUUUGAAAAACAAAUUAAAACAACACGCUAUUGAAAUAAAUUCUAGAUAUGAGAAAACUCCUUUUAAGAAAAUAUACGAUGAAACCAGUGAAAAAUUACAGAAAGGGAUCACUAUUCCCUUUAACCAGGUAAUCGAACAAUACAGUCUUUUGAAUGAUGCAGAAAGUUUCUUCUGCGCUUUGAAAUUGAUAGCAUUUAACAGCAACUCAAUUGAAUAUGAAAUCAAGAAAUUUUUAAUUGCAACUCUUUGGAGAAGAUGUAUUCUAAGUGAUAAAUUUAUAACAGAGUACGAUACAUCUAAACAAUUAUCAGAUAGUAUGGUUUAUCAAGUUUUGGAAGGUUUUUUCGGUCAAGAACUUUUCCUAUCGGAUAUAGCUUUACCAAGCGUUAAUGCUGUUACUGAUAGAUAUAUUGUGACAGAAGAAUAUCUGACAAACACUUACGGUGAAUUCACUUCAAAUGAAAAUGAUAUCUCUCAGAUUAGAAACUGCAUUGAACAAGAUAUUCAAGAAGUUAGUGAAAUUGCUCAACUCGGAGUACACUUGCACACUAUAAUCAAUGCUGCCAAUGAAAGCACAGGUAACCAAUGUGUUGUAAAUUAUGAAACUAACACUAUUGAACCAAAUUAA
Messenger RNA from Maudiozyma saulgeensis, 3519 nucleotides. Lineage: Eukaryota; Fungi; Ascomycota; Saccharomycetes; Saccharomycetales; Saccharomycetaceae. The record is from the annotation of a GenBank genome assembly.